UAGCAGACAGAAGCGCUUUCUGGUGAGGUAUAGUCAAAGCUUUUCUAAGUUUCCCGCAGCCGUAGGUACUUGUAUUUUAGUGACGCAUGGUAUAAUUAUUCAACAAAAUGGCAAAAUUUGAUCUAACAUCUACCAUAGGGCAGUAUUUAGAUAGGCAUUUGGUAUUCCCUCUUCUGGAAUUUCUAUCUCCAAAACAGAUAUACGAUGAAAAUGAACUGUUACAAGCGAAGUUGGAUAUUCUCAACAAGACCAAUAUGGUGGAUUAUUCAAUAGAUAUUAGAAAACUAUUAUAUCCUCAUCAAGAAAUCUCAGAGGAAUUGAAAGACCGUCGUGAACAAGUUGUCCUUCAACUUAAUGCUAUGAAGGAGAAAGUUGGUCCUAUUGUGUCUCUGUUGAGAAAUGAUGAAGCCAUGAAAAACGUUGAACACAUGCGAGAUCCUAAAGCUCUUCUAAAUCAUCUGAUUAAAGAAUAUAAUAUAACCAUGGACAUGAUUGAAAACCUUUACAAGUUAGCAAAAUAUUAUUAUGAGUGUGGUAAUUAUUCUCUUACUAACUCAUAUUUGUACUUUUAUUCCCUAGUAAUGCCAUCAUCUGAUAAAAACUAUUUAAAUGUAUUGUGGGGAAAGUCAGCUUCAGAAAUCCUUGUUCAGAACUGGGAAACUGCUCUUGAAGAUUUGAACAAACUACGUGAAUUCAUUGACGGUAAUUCAUUUUUUGGCUCGUCUCUUCAGCUGUUGCAACAACGGACCUGGCUUAUCCAUUGGAGCCUGUUUGUAUUUUUCAACCACCCAAAAGGACGUGAUCAUAUUAUUGAUUUGUUUCUCUACAGACCACAUUAUUUGAAUGCUAUUCAAACCAUGUGUCCACAUAUUUUGCGAUAUUUGGCUACUGCUGUAAUUGUGAACAGAAACCGGCGAAGUGCUUUAAAAGAUUUGGUUAAAGUUAUACAACAGGAAUCUUACACGUAUCGUGAUCCCAUCACUGAGUUUUUGGAACAUCUUUAUGUAAAUUUUGACUUUGAUGGGGCUCGACAGAAAUUGCACGAAUGUCAAACUGUUAUUUUUAAUGACUUUUUUCUGAUUGCGUGUUUGGAUGAAUUCAUUGAUAAUGCAAGACUGAUGAUUUUUGAAACUUUUUGCCGUAUCCACCAGUGCAUCAGUAUAGCAAUGCUUGCAGAAAAAUUGAAUAUGAAUCAGGAAGAGGCUGAAUGUUGGAUAGUAAAUUUAAUCAGAAGUGCAAGACUUGAUGCGAAAAUUGAUUUGAAGCUGGGACAUGUUGUUAUGGGUACACAACCACUAUCCCCGUACCAACAAUUGGUGGAAAAGAUUGAUACACUGUCUGGACGCUCAGAGGACUUGCAACAUCUUAUUGAACGUAAAUUGAAAGCACGAGCACAAGAUAUACGUUGGGGAGCUCAAGAAUUUUGAAGAUUCAGUGUUAAAUACAUCUUUUCAACUUUUGUAAUGGCAUCCUCUAAUUUGAACAAUAAAAUCUUUGCCAACCACAGGAGAGCUUUUUCUUUUUCUGUGAAGAGUUUAGUAUUAAAAAUGUAUCCUUGAAGUUAACACUGAUUCAGAAUUCCAAUUUUUGUUGUAAAUGCAGUGUAUGGUAAUGACUAUAUACAAAGCUGAAGAAAUUAAGCAAUCCAUUAUCCAGAACAAUUUAAUGGAAAUUGCAAUGUACAUAACUGUUUUGUAUUACAAGUUACAUAAAUAUCAGAGUGCAGUAACUUAUUUAUGUGGAAAUGGUAAUAUUUGUGUAAAGAAUCAGUCUGAAAGUACAUAAUAAAUUUAACUAUUCAGAAAUUUGUAUACGUUUAUGUGACUAAAUACUCACUUUAUAGUAUGAAACAACUUGAAAUAUGAGAAAUCAAAAUGGUUUUGUCAUGUCGCAAGUCUGAAAUAUGUUGAUAACGAUGGAUAAGAGAAAGGUAGGAAAAAAUGAACUUGGAACACAUUGAAUUACGUUAAAACAAAUAUGCAGAUGGUAGCUAAUGAUAUUUCUAAAGUUAAAACAUUUUCUUAAAUAUUUUGUUCCUCGAGUUCAGUUUCAUUCAGGCAAGGCAAAGGUCUAAUAAUAAUUCAAAAUUAUUUGUGAAUAUUUUAAAUGUUAUUUCUCCAUGAUAGUAUAGAUAUACAGGAUUUUUAGAUACCACUAUGAGUGUAAGUAAUGUCAUGUCUUUAGACAACUGAAAAAUGGGAAGACACUGAAUAAGAUACUUUUUUUUGCCUGAAGUCUUGACACUGGGCAAAAAAGUAUUUCUGUACAAAAAUUAUGCUUUUUUCCAAUAAGCAGUCUAAGAGAUGAAACAAAUAAUUUGUAAAUUAAUCAUUUUUGUAGAAUUGUAGAAAAUAUACUUCCUGAGUAAAACUAGUAAAGUAAGCUCAAUCUUCGUUUUUAAUUUGGUCUUUGUAAAAAACCACCCUCAAUAUCAAUGUGAAAAAAAUCACACUUAAAUGAAAAUAACAUUUACUUUUAUUCCAAUUUGAUUUAAAUUUACAAAUUGAGAACAUUCAGUACAGCCUUUACUGACCAUUGUUCCUUGAACAGAUGCAUUAUACUAAUUCUACAAAACUACAAGAAAUGGUUGACUUGUGUGCGCUAGUGAUUUUGAAUGUUUGGAGGGCAAUGACAGUAGUAAAUGAUCAUGGAGUGAAUGAUAAAGGAAAUUAAUUCUGGAUUAAGACAUUGAUAAAAUUGCGUUAGACAACUAUAGAUAAAUUUCUUCUCUUCGAAACAUAAGAGCAUUGAAGGCAAAGGAAAAUGUAUUAGCUGUUGUGCUGUUUUUAAAAAGACUGCAAGAGGUGUCAGAAAGCAACAAAUUUAAAAGAAUAGACAAAUUAUAUUGAGUAAAUACAUUAUGUAUGUGCAUAUACCACUACUGUGUAUUUCAAAACCAAACGUUUUAGAAUGUUAAUAUAUACCAUGAACACCUUUGUUAAUAACUGUAUCUUUGCCAUUUCUGCUUUUAAAUCUCAUCUCUUACUUUGGAACUUAGCCCAGUAUCUUGCCAAGAUAUCAGUUUGCUGACUAUUAUGUAUUCAUGAAGAAAGUAAUUUUUUAAAAUUUUAUUUCUUUCUUAUUCUUAUCUAGUAUUUGAAUACCCUUUGAAGCAAUGUAUAUCUGAUUACCAAUAUCCAUAAACUUUUUAUCA
This is a messenger RNA of Gryllus bimaculatus (two-spotted cricket), 3154 nucleotides long. The record is from the annotation of a GenBank genome assembly. Lineage: Eukaryota; Metazoa; Arthropoda; Insecta; Orthoptera; Gryllidae.